CGCCUUCGCCCGGCGCCCCCGGAGAGGGCGGCGGGCGCCCCCCGGGGACGAUGAAGGCGGAGGGGGGCGACCACUCGAUGAUCAACCUGUCGGUGCAGCAGGUCCUGAGCCUCUGGGCCCACGGCACGGUGCUGAGGAACCUCACGGAGAUGUGGUACUGGAUCUUCCUCUGGGCUCUCUUCUCCUCGCUGUUCGUCCAUGGUGCUGCGGGGGUACUGAUGUUUGUGAUGCUGCAGAGGCACAGGCAGGGGAGGGUGAUCUCAGUCAUUGCCGUCAGCCUUGGAUUUCUGGCUUCUGUCACCGGCGCAAUGAUCACUAGUGCGGCGGUCGCGGGCAUCUACAGAGUGGCAGGGAAGAACAUGGCCCCCUUGGAGGCGCUGGUGUGGGGCGUCGGGCAGACUGUACUGACACUAAUCAUCUCCUUUUCAAGGAUCCUCGCCACGCUCUGAGGCUUCUGUGGGAAUGCCCGACCUCACGCACGGAAACAGACCGCCUGAAAAUGGCGUUGGUUACAAGUAGAAACAAAUGGCCGCGGACCGUGCGCCGCGCCGGUCCUCUCGUGCUGUGUGCAGAGCCUGCCCUCUGGUGUUGGAGCGAUCGCACCACCGCACUGCACCUGCCGUGCCUCCGUCCGGGCCCGGGGCGCGAAGACCGACGGGAAGCCAGGAGGGAAAGCACCUUGUGUAGCUGCCAAUCAGGUUCACAGCGCCAUGUUCAGCUACAGGGACGUUCUGAGGAAUUGCUACAUGUGCCAAACUCUCUUCUUUCUGUUACCAUUGAUCAUGUGACAAUUUGCAAGUGUAGACGUAGAUGAGUGCUGUGAACAUCUCUGACAUGAAUUCAGGUCAUGUAGUGAGAUCUCUGUUUUGUGAUGCUGAGUCCCGUGUGAGUGUGCUCAAUCCCAAAUCGUUCGUAUGAGAGAGAUUUUUUGGUUUUUAAUGUUGAGCGUUUCUGAGAUUUAGGGCUUUCAUGUGUUUAGGCAUUAUUGUUAUUUAAUUUAUGCAGGAAAUAAUUCUUCUUCCUGGAAGACUAGCUAAACUGUUUUAAGGACUCAGAAUAGAUCUAUCGGGCACACAGUUUUUCACUAAAUUAACACACCCUUUUAAGAAUUUCCCUCAUGCAUAAAUAUUCUAUUUAGAUGAAUUCAGAAACUUUAUGGGUCACACACAUUGACUGUCGUUUGUGUGUUGGAAGAAUAUAACUUAAAAAUAUUCUUAUAAGUUUUGUUAAGAAAAAGUCUGACACACAUGUUGCAUUCUUUGACCCUUCUGAAGAAAGUUUUUGCCUUGUCUCUCACAGAGAACAUCUGUACAGCUAGCCGUGAGAACAUCUGUACAGCUAGCCGUCUGGUGUCUCGGCGGGGUUAUAGUACUUGCUGCAAGCAUCUUAACUUUGUUACAAAAUGGAACCAGUCUUUUGUUCUGGAGUGCUAACCGUGUUUAAGGAGUGCCGUGCAUUGGGCUCUGGAGCUCAAAACCGACCUGUAAAUGAGUAACAGGUGAGCUUUACAGGAUGCGUAAUAAACUGUCUUAUUUGGAUGCAUGUCAACGUCAUGGUUCUAAGGGAAAGAUUGGGAAUAUAGUUAAGCCAUUUUAAAUCUCAGCUUUAUCAGUUCAGCCCCAAACGUGUAUUUGAGUCAUUCAUUUCAUGUGUUCAGUUCUCAAUUUGAGCUGUUGUGAUUUGAGUUUACCAGAAUCCAUGAUGACAUUAAUAACAAAGGGACAUGGCCUUUACACAGAACCUUUGAAGAGGUUUUCUAAGAUGGUAGGAGGUAGGGGGAUCCCAGAGCCUGGUGGAAUUGGUCCCCCAGUGGGGUUUCCUUGGGUACCAGUUUCAAUGAUAAAUGUGCUAACUCCAAGGAAGAACUGUUGUAGAGAAUAUGAAGUUCAGACACUCCAAAAGAUGAUCUGGCACCCGUGCCUUUCCUUAUGGAUAAAAUAAAGCAAGUUUAAGUCCCCAUUUAAGUUUAAGACCUUUGUUACCCAAAGCCCCUUUUCUACACCAAAAAAGUGCAGAAUAUAUUAGCAAGUCAGCAAGGAGGAGUUAGAGAGGGUGUACUUUAGCCUGUGUGGGGAUUUACUGCCACCGGGGACUAGAGAUUUGUUUAUUUGUUUAAAAAAAAAAAAAAGUUAAGGAAUUAUAUGUUCUUAAGGAUCUUUGGAGGAAAUCUUAAAAUGGUUUUUUUAAUUAAGUGUAAGGCUGGAAUUGUUCUCAGGUGUUCUUUAUAGUCCUGACAUUUUCUUAGAUUAAAUUUAGGCUUCCCUUUCCAAGGCAGUUUGAUUUCUCCUUUCCAUUGGGCUUUGGUGUGGGUUCGUCCUUCCCUUUGGCUAUUCUGUACAUAGUGUAAAGCACCUGCCCUCGACCAGAGACCUGUCCACACUGGGCAGACCUUGCUUUAGACUGACAGGAUGAACUUAUGUUAGCAUAUGGUUAUUUCAUGGUUAAGAAAGCAAGGUAACGUGAUAGGGAGUGGGUGGUUCAUAAUCCAGAUUUGACAUUCAGCAUCUGGUUGCACCAAAGAGCUGUAAACUCCUGAUUUUAUUCUAGAAUGAAGUACAAAUGAAGAAUUAGUGAUUAGUUUGCAGAUUGCCCUGCAGUUAUCUCAUUAUCAAGUUUAUUGAUGUUAUGGUGUGGGGUGUGUGUGUGUGUGUUUGCGUGCGCGUGCACGCACGCAUGUGUGUGUGCACUAGUUUGGGGGACAUUUUUGGUUUCUUUGCUGUUUUCAGGUACUUCCAUUGGAUUUUUGGGCUACUGUCACUCUUUGGAUGGUUUGAAAUGCAGUUGAAUAGUGUGAAUUUUUGAAAUUGUCUUGGUAGCUAUUUUUAUGCUGAGAUUUUUUUAAAAGUUAGUUGUUUUCCUCUAGAGACAAUAAAUGUUUAAUGAUAUAUAUUACUAGCAUAUAUAUCAUUAUGUACAUCCACACAGAGCUGCUAUCUGUGGAUAAAGUCUGACUGGAAAGCUAUUAUGCACUGAACAGUUUGUGUUCUGGUAGAGAAUUUGAUAACAUUGUUUAGUUGAGUUAUCUUUUCAAUAAGUUUGAGGAUGUUUUAGAGUUUUGAAACUUUUCUUGAUUUCUUGUUGCUGGAAACCCUCAUUUGGGACAUGGCCCAAGCCCUUAUUAAUGUAUUUGGGAUAAACUGCCUUAAAAUGCGAUUUGGCGGUAAAUGUUCUCUGUGACAAGUGCAAGAUAGGGAGAUCCUGUGCAGUUGACAGCCUGUUGUCUAAGAAGACUCUGGAUAAAACAUCGCUGAUAAUGAAAUCAGUUCCUCAGAGAAGGAACUCCUAUUGCCCAAGCCAGUUUCUACCUAACGCGCUGGUGAGAGAUGUCCAUAUCAGAGUUAGUCAGGGAACCUUACAUAAGCCACCAGUCCUGCUUAACACCUUUUAAAGAAGGGGGUGCAGGUGACCUGCCCAUUAGGACCAGGAUCAGGACCGCUUUAUGACAGUGUGUGCGCCGUGGUUGUGCUGAUGUUAGGUCCUGAUGUUUACCAGACAGUGUUACAGUUGUAUCCAGUAUUGGUUUUUAGUUAUCUACUUCAUACAGCUCCACUGCCCCAACAAAGUAUGUGGGUUUGUACUUUCAAUGAGAGAAAUAAAGAAAUGAAUUGGCCUAUAUAUCCUGUAUUUGUGUUGUAAGAAAUGAGAUACUUUAAACUUGCAGGCAAUCUAAGCUUGUUGGAAGAGGACUUUAGAGAACCUCUGAUUGAGACAGCAGGCUGCCAUGUUCAUAUGCCUGGGCUGACACUCAGGUGACAACGGUUCAAUUCAGCAAGCAUCUUUGGGGUAUCUGCCCCAUGCAGCAUGCUGCUGUAUCAGGUAUGAGAUGGGAUUCCAGCCCUUGACUCCACCGAGAACUGACAAAACUAUUUUAAAUACUAAAAAAGUGGAGAUAGCAUUCAGCUUCCCAUUUCUAGUUGUGAGUUCAAAUCCAGUGCUUUUCCCCUACAUUUUAUAUUCUCAGCUCAUCUACUAAAUGGAAUUUUGGUACCUGAGGUGUCAUUGGUAUGGCAUAGUGAAGGCCAGAAUCCAAGCCAGCGACCUGGGUUUUAAUGCAGACUCUGUCACCUGUUGUCCCUCUGACACCAAGUAUGCCAUCUCGCCUCUGUGAGCUCUGGUUCCUGCUCUUUAGGUGCAUGAAUAUGCCAUGGAGUUGCCGUGAGGAGCAUGUGUAUUUGACAGUAGAUGAUCCACAGAUAGUCACCAGAAUUGUAAAAAAUUACACUUGGCCAUCAGUGCCAAUUGAUUUGUUGUUUUGUAAAAUUCACCUAGCUUUCUUCCAUGUCUGUAUUUUCUCUACAUAUAUUUUAGGAAGGAAACUGAAAUAAAAAAAUUAUCUUACAAUCUUGCUUACUUCACCUCUUCACUUUUCAGAUAGCAGGGAGUCAGAGAUGGUGGAAUGGCCAUGAUUCUGGUCACCGUGGUGGGUAUAGGAACGGGGUAGAGGUGGCCAGCAGUCGCUCCUUACCCUGCUCAGCUGCAGCUGGACUCACCCAGCCGGCAGCCACUGACUUGCUGCUGUAUGCGAGUUGUCCCUGUGAAGGGGUGUAAGAAUGAGUGAGAUCCAGCCCUUCUCUCCUCCAGUUUCCACCAUUCUGUGGCCAGCCCACGGCAUUCGCUCAGUAGUUCAGUGUCAAGUGUGUAGGGAAAUCGAACUGGGCUUUGUCAUCUACCAGGUCCCUCCUUUCCUGGAGCAAAGAUGCUUCAAGCCUUUGUUGCUGUUGUUUUGUUGGUUGGUUUGGCUUAAAAGGAAAGACCAUUAUUUUAAAUUCGUAACCAUUAUAUAAUUCAAGAAGGAUCAAGAUGCUAAGAUUAUUUUCUAAAAUGUUCUCAAACUACUUCUGUCUCUUGCUAUUACAAAGCUUUCUCACAGAAAGCCUCAUUCAGAACCUCUUUGAUCUAUAGUUGUCUGGUUUUUAAAACAUGAGGAACGUGGAAAGUUCCUGCAGAAAUUCUGGUGGACUUAGGUUGCACAUAUCUGGUAACCCUAGUUGGGUCACUGGAUCAAUUACUGUUUCUUUUAGUGACCAGGAGAGAGACUCUCAGUGGUUAAAGUGGACUAAUUAAUAAUCAAGUGAUCUACUUUCUCUUGACUUCCUGUCCUUUUUACACCACUGUGGAGGAGACUCUCCAGGAUACAGGAACAUCAUCUGAGUAAAAAUUACAGCACUUUUCAACCAUCUGCUGCUGCCUUGUAGCAGAAGGAAGUUUAAAGACAGGAAGAAGUGUUGGAAGGGUAGUGCCCACAUCAGAGGCAUAGCUGAUGACGCACCCCCUGUUGAUGUGAACACAACCCACCCCAUUCUUUUGAGACUGGAUUGCGCAGUGUGCAUGUGUGCUGCCUGUUUACACAAUUUGCUCUCCUUAUAUGUGAGAACUUGCUAUGAUGCAUUUUGAAAUCAUACCGUGUGUGUGUGUGUGUGUAUGUGUGUGUGUGGUAGAUUUGCUCUUCUAACUGAAGGAUCUCUGUUGUGUGGAGAUAAUACAGCCUUGUGAAGGAGGCUGCUGAAUUAGUUACUUAAAUGUAUAUCUGUGAAUUUGUUUGGAGGAACUAAUGAAUACAAGAAGUGUUUUCCGUAAAGUGGAGAUGUGCCUGUUAGCACUUUAUUGAGUGAGUGGAAACCCUCAACUGUGGGAGUGAGCUGAGCUGUGAACUCUCAUCAUCUCCUCCCUUGAGUUUUGGGGACUAAUUUUCAUGCUUGUUACAUUCUUUGCCCUUACACUGACCUUGGGUGAUGACUGUUUCUUGGUUUGGAGAACCAAUUUGGCAGUGUCUUUAAAAUCAUCUUCCUCUUUCCACAUGGACGUUAUGCAUUAUGGUUUAAACCUAUGUACAGUUUGUUGAUAGAAUCUGAAGUGCUUGGGAAAUGCAGAUAGAAUCUUAGUGAAAAAUAAUUAUUGUGGCAAGUCAGGAAAGCGUGAGCCUCUGAUGUCUUUUUUUUAUUAUUGUAUGCCACACCUCCUUACAGUCUUGUCUAUGCCAAGAGUAAAAUGGCUGUCCCAUGUAGGGGAGCGUUUAGAUGUGUAACUAAAACUGGAAAGCCAUACAACAAAUACAUAGAAAGGAGAACAAUAGUGCACAUCAUCUGGAUCCCACAAUGUAACACAUUUCUCCUAAACUCAGAGUGGUAACUUCAAAAAGCAUCACUUUUUUAGAGCCCCUCUUAAGUGAGUAUUAAUUGGAGAAUACUAUUGACAAGGGUUUACUGUGUUUUUUUUUUUUUAAUUAAAGGAUUUGCACAUCAUCAUUAACUAUCUUUGGGAUAGAACAUUUUAAAGUUUUCUCCAAAGAAAGCAAAGUAAGAGGUGCUUAUUAAAAAUGGCUUGCUGUCAAUACUGGAUGAGCUGAUAGUCUAAUUGUUGACGCUUUCUUAGUAUUUGUGAUACUGGGUAUGUUUGCAAUUGAAGAAUUUUAAAAAUUUCCCCCAGUCCUCUUCCCAGUAUGCAUAAUUAUAUGAACAAAUAUGAAAUUCCACAGUAUUUUUCAUUCUAGCCAUAUAACUUGAUAAAAUUCAAGGAAUGCUCCUGUAGGCACAAGCCUCAGCUCUGCUCAUUGUGGGAUGAGGGGAUCAACUUGUUCUUGAAAUCAACUGGCAAAGAUGUCUUUAUGUCAAUGGCAAAAGUAUAGCUCACCUGUGUAAUAUUGUGGGCCUCACUUUCAAAUUGUGUCAGCUCUCAGAUCACUGAUAGUCAUUUGGUAAAUAACAGUGUACUUUUUAAAAGCUAAAUGAUCUCUUAGUGCCUUGAAAGUUAAGAUACUUUUGCAAAAUGGAUUUAACAAAAUUCAGGAUCGGCACAGAUGGGCUGGCUUUUGUACUGUCAACUUCAGAGUUGAGGAAGAUGUCAUUAACUGCAUCUUAGCUGUCACGUUCCUAUGUUUCAGUACAAAUCUGUUAUUGCAUCGUAAACGAUGGCAGAUAACAACUGCUUUCAUUAUAUUUUCAUGAUGUAUUUUUCUUUUUUCUUUUUACAAGUAAGAAAUGGGGAAAAAUAUAGUCAAGAAGUAAGUGUGGGAUUUUAAGCUCUAGUUUUGUUUUAACCUAGACAUUCUAGGGUGAACAGUGUUAGUUUUAUACUGUAGUCCACAGGCAGACACUUUGUGUACCCUUUAGAAAUGUGUUUACCGUCACAGGUUUAUUUUUACUGUAGAAAUAUGUACUGUGAAGCAAAAAGACAGGAAGAAUAAAUGUUGAUGGGUCAUACACAGACACAAACACGUAUUUGAUGAAGUCCCCUACAUUAUGUGAACACAAUUUCCCCCUUCUGUGAAGACUAUAAACUACCCUGUAUGAGUAUGUGUAUGCAUGUUUACAUGAUACAAUUUAAUUUUGCAGGAUUAUUUUAAAAAGUAUGUUUAUAUAUUAUACCUAACAAGCUGUAAAUAUUGUAUACUAUUGAUUUUUAAUUUUAUAUAAGCAAUUUUUUAUUUCCCAAUUCAUGUACAAAUCUCAUUGUAUAUACAGCAUACUUUUCCUGGAGAACACAGAUUUUGCAGUGAAUUUUCAGUAAUUUUAAUUGCAGUAAGCAUCAGGCUAGCCUUAGAGAUGUUGAUCUUUCUUUCAAAUUACUUUUCACCACUUUCAUUUUCUCCAAAAGGGCAGCAAUAAACAUAUGCAAGUUAUUUUUGAUUAAAGGAAAUUGGUUCCAUUUAUUGUUUGAGAACAGAUGCACAGCUGACAUCCUCCAGUGUCUGAUCCCAGGGCCGUGUCUUGAGGUCCCCACGUGACCCUUCUCUCUGUAACCUACAGGGUGAACUCUGCCGACACUCACAGAGACAUCUGUCAAAAGUGAACCCAGCACUUCAGUGUCAUUACACAGAAUUUAUUGGAUUAAAAAUUUGUAAUAUAUAGUAUUUUAAUAAAGUUUCUGUAUUCGAUUUCAUGCACUUAUAUAUAAAUAAACCUGUCUUUAAAAGCUUUA
Messenger RNA from Oryctolagus cuniculus (rabbit), 7917 nucleotides. RefSeq names its product transmembrane protein 170B (gene TMEM170B). Gene Ontology annotation, cellular component: plasma membrane. The record is from RefSeq and is a predicted model, not a curated record. NCBI's taxonomy places the organism in Eukaryota, Metazoa, Chordata, Mammalia, Lagomorpha, Leporidae. Gene Ontology annotation, biological process: negative regulation of canonical Wnt signaling pathway.